AUGAGUAAGGUUGGAAUUUGUAACCAAUGCAACAAUACCGCCAUUGCCGGCUGUCGUGUUGAGACCGAGGAUGAAUUAGUGUUAGAGGAUAUGGAGGCUUCCAACGUAACCAGGCCAGUUCAGUUUGAAACAGAAAAUGAGCAUAGUUUAACCGGCGCAGUCUCCGGAGCCCUUAAGACAACAAUGAACAGUAGCAACAAAGGUACUGAUAUCAAGGUCCCUGACAAGAGAAAGCAGUGGACAAGGGAACAAAAGCUCGAGUUCAUAGAUCUCUACAAGAAAUACAAGAACAAGGCAAAGGCCGCUAAAGAGUUUAAAGCUCGGUAUAAGUUCGAAGUGAAAUAUAAUGCACAUAUAAUCCAUGGAUCAACCAAGAACAUAAACUUAGAAAUUCAAAGUAACAAUCGAAAAAGGCAGGAGCUGGUCGGUAUGCAGCUUUCCGGACGUGGAGAAGAGAUUAUUUGA
Messenger RNA from Porites lobata, 465 nucleotides. Lineage: Eukaryota; Metazoa; Cnidaria; Anthozoa; Scleractinia; Poritidae. The record is from the annotation of a GenBank genome assembly.